GGCUGCCAGCAAUGGGUCAGGUGAGGCAGCCACCCCAGGGCCAGGCGGAGCACAACGGGGAGGCUAGAACACACACACCCGAGGAGAGAGGCAAGGGAAAACAGCUGCAGAACUCGCCCCCCUCUGAUCAGCUUAAUGAAGACCUAGUCCAAAAUGAAGUGAACGUCACAACCAACGAAGAGUCUCAGAACAAUGUAUUAGCUAAUGACGAUCUGGUCUACCAGGUGGGAAAUCAAGUGAAAACAACCAUUGAGUCCCCAUUGCCAUGUGUGUCUGAUUCCCUAUCCAAAGUUUUCUUUUGUGACAUUCAACCAAAUAACGGAUUCUUCAUGCUGUUCAAACAGUUUUUGCUCUCAGAAAAUGUGGACGAGGCACAGGUUAUAAUUGUCCAGGCAUCUGCGAAUGGACAGACUGACUGCAACUCCUUCUAACUAUUCAACAGCUUGGUACAGAGAAAACCAAUAGUGAGCAAUAGAUGGGUAAAACAAUCUCUGCUUGCUGGUACCACAUUUGAUAUGACAAGGAAACAACAGUAAGCGAUGAGGAAGCUUCAAGUGAUGAGGAUGUUGAAGAAUCCGAUGACCAGCAUGAUGAAGAAAAUAGAGAAGGUGUUCCUUCACCUAGCUCAAAACCUGCUGUGUCUGGGUUUCAACCUCAAUAUGCUCCAGACAGUGAAGACUCGGAUAAGGACUUACAAAGGCAAACAAAGAAAAACAGAAAUAACAGUGUUGAUGUACAGAAGACAUACUGGUCAGCCAAGGAAUCAUGUUCUGUGAAUAGCAAGAAUGUUACUUGAGCCAGGGAAUCAUGUUCUGUGAAUAGCAAGAAUGUUACUUGAGCCAAGGAAUCAUGUUCUGUGAAUAGCAAGAACGUUACUUGAGCCAGGGAAUCAUGUUCUGUGAAUAGCAAGAAUGUUACUUGAGCCAGACACUGAAACUGUACUAGCCUCAUUGUUGUCUAGGUGGAAGUGACUGGGGUUGAAAAAGUUGUCUAGUGGGCAGUAGAAAUGGAACCCUAGCCGGACGCUGGACAUGUGUUGACAUCCAAUUUGUCAAGGUGGAAGUGACUGUGCUUGGAAUAGGUGUCUAGUGAGCAAUAACAAUGGAACUCAAGUCAGACAAUUAACAUGUACUAACCUCCCUCCUGUUGUGGUGGAACUGACUGUGCCUUUAAUAGUUGUCUAGUGAGCAACAUAAAUGGAACUCUAGCCAGACGCUAAACAAGUACUGACAUCCAAUUUGUAUAGAUGGAAUUGACUGUGGAUGGAAUAGUUGUUUAGUGUGUAGUGGAAAUAGAACUUAAGUUAAACAGUGGACCUGUAUUGACCUCACUCAAGUUUAGGUGGAAGUGCCUGUGCUUGGGAUAGCUGUCCAGUCAAGAGUUACAAGCCAAAUCUUGUCAGGUAAAAUUACAAAUAUAUCAAUAACAGCCGCAGCCUCAGUGGCAUGCAGCCCAAUCACAGAUUGCGUGCUCAACUGAGGUUAAGUUUUUAGAUGUGUGCUUUUGUGAUCAGUCACUGUCUGCUUUUAAAUGUGUGUUGCCUGUCGUGUUUUGGUAACACAGGAAAGAAGUUUUAAAAAACUGGACAUGCGUUCGGAGUUCUCACCCAUUUGAGAAACAAUCCAUAUGUGAUACUGUGUGUUGUAAAUUUGUGUUGAACAUAGUAAUUUUAGACAAAUAUUCAUUGCAGUGUUGUUAGUUGCAAGUUGGUCUUGGCAAUUAUCAAGUCAUUAAGAAGCCUGUUAAUUAUUACUUGUAUGAACUGGGUUAAAUUAUAAUGAAUGAAUAUUUCAUUAAAGCGGGUAUAUAC
Messenger RNA from Dreissena polymorpha, 1810 nucleotides. RefSeq lists its product as uncharacterized. NCBI's taxonomy places the organism in Eukaryota, Metazoa, Mollusca, Bivalvia, Myida, Dreissenidae. The record is from RefSeq and is a predicted model, not a curated record. Bases 12 to 431 code for a protein of 139 amino acids. The transcript is spliced from 8 exons.